AAAUUUACUACAAAUAAUCCUAAUUUACUGAUUUUCUAUAUAAAUCAGCCCCCUUCCCUGCACCAGAAUCCAACCCAAACUACACAAUCUACAACUCCUGCUCAAGGUUCGUGCGGCACUUCGGCGGGCAUCUGUUCUAUUAUAGUCAAAUGGCCUCAAGGAAGAUCACCGGGGGUUUAGUCCUGCUCCUGGUAGCCAUGCUUUGCACAAGAACCAUGGCUCAGUCAGAUUGCACCAGUGUGCUAAUCACCAUGGCUCCAUGCCUCAAUUACGUGACAGGAAGCUCCUCAACCCCUUCUGCGUCAUGCUGCUCGCAGCUUGCUAAUGUUGUUCAAUCACAGCCACAGUGCCUUUGCAUGGCGCUCAACGGCGGCGGUGCGUCGCUGGGUGUGUCGAUUAACCAGACACUUGCUCUAGCACUCCCUGUUCUUUGCAAUGUGAAAACUCCACCCGUUAGCAAGUGCAAUGCUGCUGAUGGACCUGCAACUGCAAUAUCUCCUUUUGAUUCUCCAGCGAGUUCUCCUCAAGGUUUACCAGGCGGUUCAGCUGACACCCCAAGCAGCUCAUCAGCAUCAGGCGGGUCUAAAACAGUUCCAGCAACUUCCAGUGAAGUUAUCAUUAAGAUGCCGAUUCAGCUCAUCCUGUUCUUGCUGCCCAUAGCUUUAUAUGCUUCCAUUUCCAGCAAUUUCUGAGGCUGCUAUGUGGGAUAUCUUCAUGCUUCUAUUACUGUUUAUGAUGCUAUCUACUCGUGUUUUGUUCAGCAUUUCAUUGUCGUUUUAACAAAAGUUUGUAUGGUUUGGCUUUAAUUACCUCUUAUAUAAAGCUUGUGUGGUUUGCUAAGUUCAUGCAUGAGUAAUUCAAAAGGUUGUUCACGCUUCAACUGUAAUGUCUUUCAAUGAUAAGAAACUUAU
This is a messenger RNA of Theobroma umbraticum, 911 nucleotides long. Its product is annotated as non-specific lipid transfer protein GPI-anchored 5-like. Gene Ontology annotation, molecular function: lipid binding. NCBI's taxonomy places the organism in Eukaryota, Viridiplantae, Streptophyta, Magnoliopsida, Malvales, Malvaceae. The record is from RefSeq and is a predicted model, not a curated record. Gene Ontology annotation, biological process: lipid transport.